This is a messenger RNA of Musa acuminata subsp. malaccensis (wild Malaysian banana), 1083 nucleotides long. RefSeq lists its product as uncharacterized. The record is from RefSeq and is a predicted model, not a curated record. Lineage: Eukaryota; Viridiplantae; Streptophyta; Magnoliopsida; Zingiberales; Musaceae.
GAAGAAGAAGAAGAAGAAGAAGAAGAAGAAGAAGAGGGAGUUAAAUUUCAAUCGUAGUUGCCCAAGUUGUAAUCUGUUGCUUUUUCACGAAGAGAAAGAGAGACGAAGUCAUUACGCGAGGACAGUGGUUUUUGGGGUGGGAAGAUGCCUACUUCGUAUUAAGUCUUAUCCGCUGCUUCUCUCUCUCUGUCUGCUCUUUUCCCACAGUCGCUGCUGCUGCUGCUGCUGCUCUCAAAAGCAACCGAAGACGAAGAGUCGGCUCGAGGUUUGUCUGAAAGAUGGAGAGCGUGGCGGCCCGUCUGGGCCGGUCGUCGACCCGCUACGGUCCAGCAGCGGUCUUCAGCGGACCCGUGAGGCGGUGGAACAAGAAGUGGGUCCCGCUCUCCAGUCCCGACCACCACCGUCGCCGCAACAACGGCGCCAACCCCCACCUCCUCCUCUACAGGUGGACACCCGUCUCCUCCGCGGCUGACGGCGGCGCAACCACCGCCACCCCCUCCAAGGACUCUGCCACUCCCCCGCCCGAGGAGCCGCCCCGUAGGAAGUUCCGCUACAUCCCGAUUUCUGUCGUUGAGGAGAAGAAGAAGGAGGCUUCACCAAAGUCCAAUGAGGAAACUAAAAAACCUAAUGAAACCGACAAAUUCCCACGUAUAGGCCAAAUCAAUCCUUCAGGCAAAAUACCUGACAUGAAAGAUGUCUUGGCGGAAGAAGUUCAGGUACCAUACAAGGAUCAGGUUCCUUCAGAAGAGGGUAGUGGAACUGAUUUGGACCUAAGUCUGGGUUUGAGAGCUCCGGAGGGUGAUCAUGAGAAGGAACUCAGAACAAGUAAACAAGGCGAAGGCCAUGGCAAAUCGGAGAGAGCAGCAAUAAAAGCAGAAGCGCGAAACAAGUUGAAGCGGAAGGUCGUCACCCCGGACCUUGAAAUGAGAGUGUAAUGUAGGAGGUUGAGUUUGUGCUUAGUGUAAGCUCUUCGUCAUGCACGCGCAACUGAUGCAAUUGUAGUGAUCUAUCGUUUAAGCUUUAAGCUUGUGCGGUGUGGUGUUGUGGUUUCUUCUCUGGGCCUUUUUAUUAUCUCGAGUUAAU